This is a messenger RNA of Eriocheir sinensis (Chinese mitten crab), 4017 nucleotides long. RefSeq names its product E3 ubiquitin-protein ligase SH3RF1-like. The transcript is spliced from 16 exons. Gene Ontology annotation, biological process: protein ubiquitination; positive regulation of JNK cascade; positive regulation of proteasomal ubiquitin-dependent protein catabolic process. Bases 122 to 3058 code for a protein of 978 amino acids. Lineage: Eukaryota; Metazoa; Arthropoda; Malacostraca; Decapoda; Varunidae. The record is from RefSeq and is a predicted model, not a curated record. Gene Ontology annotation, molecular function: ubiquitin protein ligase activity; protein binding.
AGUGGCAGCAGCAUUAGGCGAGUGUGGCCGUGAGUGUGAGCCCCGGCCUUGCCCUGGUGGGCCAGCGUUCCUCUACAUUAACCAGGAUGGGGAUGUAAGGUGUGCGGUGAGGUGCAUCAGGAUGGAGCAGCUGCUUCUGAGUGAUGCCUUGGAGUGUUCUGUGUGUCUGGAGCAGCUGGGCUCCAACUCACGUGUCCUGCCCUGCCAACACACCUUCUGCAGGCGCUGUCUGGAUGAUAUUGUUGAAACCCAUACGGAACUGAGGUGUCCAGAAUGCCGGGUGUUGGUGGAGGUGCCGGUGGACGAGCUGCCGCCCAACAUCCUGCUGAUGAGGAUCCUGGAGAGCAUGAAGAGUGCGCCUCGGCCCGCUCUGUGCCAGCCCAUCAAGCCCUGCCAGACUGUGCCUCACCCUAGCCAGCCCCCCGGCAGACCAGACCCCAUCGAUGGUCCCCCACAAACCCAAGCACCCCUUCCCCCCUCAGUCCAGACUUUCCCAACUUCUGUUUCAUACUCUGGCUCUGACUCCACUUAUAACUUCACUGGGGGAGGGGGUGGGGGAGGGGGUCAUGGCGGGCCUUUCCGGGGUAACACGCUCAGCGGAACCGCCCUGGACGGAUACAGUGGAUCCAUUGGGCGAGAGGGAAGCAUCGGACACGUGGGCUUCAAUGCCACUGUCUCUGGUGUCUCUUCUCUUGGCAACCUGAGCAUCAACCUCACCCCCACCACCCAAACCACCCAGCCCUCAGCCCUGCCUCUCAUGACACACCAGAGACAGACAACACUCCAGCCAUGUGCGAAAGCCCUUUAUAACUAUGAGAGAAAGGAAGCAAGAGAUCUAAGCUUCAAAAAGGGAGAUGUGAUAAUCCUGAGGAAAAAGAUAGACUCAAAUUGGUAUCAGGGUGAACUUAACAACCAGCUGGGGUUCUUUCCUGCCUCAUAUGUUCAGAUCAUCACUCCACUGCCAAGUCAUAUUCCACAGUGUAAAGCUCUCUAUGACUUUAAGAUGACAAAUGAUGAAGAGAGAGACUGCCUAACAUUUAAUAAGGGUGAGAUAAUCACAGUUCUGCGGCGGGUGGAUGAGAACUGGGCCGAGGGGAAGUUGGGCUCACGUAUAGGCAUAUUCCCUCUCUCCUUUGUGGACUUGAACAGUGCUGCCAAAGCCCUCAUGAAGCUCUCUCUUAACGCACAGCAGGGCCCCUCGCGUGUUGCUCCUCCAACUCCUACUAGGUUAGAGGGGGAGCCCGUCACACCCUUAAUUCUCAACGAGGGUACUGGCAGCUACCCACCCUCAACACAGCCACAACAACAUGUCCCUCUUCAGAUAGAGUCAUCAUCCUCAUCAUCAUCAGUGGUGACCAGCCCUGACCCUUCCCUGCCCUCACCCACCACCUCAGCUUCCCCACCUAACAUUGGCCCUUCCCCCUCCUCCCCUCUAGUACAAUCUUCAGCUGUAGCCCCUCUCCUGCGGGGGCCAAGCAAGAGGCACCAGCGGGAGAAGAGGCACAGCUUUACUGCUGUGCGCACCACCCAGAACCCCAGCCCCCCGCGAUCUCCUGCCUCCCCUCAAAGGCACUCGGUCGAAAUCAUAAGUCCCACUGAAGAAAAUUCCAGCCCAGGCAGCACCGUGAGCCACGCCAACGGUGACGGCAAUGGCCUGGUACCACAGGGCCCCAGCAGUCUGGAGGAGACGGCGGCAGAAAUCACCACCCCACCAGAAUCCAUUGGCUCCCCUCGCCUUCGGUCUUCUGUACAGUCUUCUUCCUCUACUACACCUGUAUCUUCCUCCACUCCCCAAGUUAAUGCAACAACCUUUUAUGUGGCGCUUUACUCUUACCGGGGACGCAAGGCUGAUGAGUUGGAGCUGAAGAAGAGCCACAUCUACACUGUGACAGAGAAGUGUCAAGACGGCUGGUUUAAGGGCCGCUGCAUCACUACCGACCGCACUGGUGUCUUCCCAGGAAACUAUGUUCAAGUUGCCAAACCUCAGAUGAUUUCUGCGUACCUGGCCAAGCGCAAUGCUCGAAGUUCCUCUGCCAACCACAGUGAGGGUGGUGGGGGUGGAGGUUCCCAGAGCAACUCAUCGGGUGGAGGCGGAGGCUCAGCGCCCCAGACGGGUGUGGUGAGCUACACCCGGCCAAGACCCAGCCUGGGUGGUGGGCCAGAUGGAAGGAGCUCCGAUGGGUCUCGCGGUGAGAAUACAAGUCUCCUGGACACACCGGUCCACUCUAUGGUUCCCACUCUCUCUCCAACUCACUCAUCACCGCAUGCAGGGUCUCUCUCCCCAGGGGCGGCUGGGGGGCUGAUGGGGGGCAACUCUCCAUCCCUGCCACCUGAGCUGCCGCCAAGGUCCGUUAGUUCUGGCACCGAGACAUCUUCAUCCCACCGCACAACUGGCCUCACCUCCUCUUCCUGGCACGCCUCAUCGCAGACACCACCACAGAGCUUUGGAGUCAGUCAGAGGUCUGUUAGUGGAAUUAGCAAUGCAGUGUCACCACCUCCAAACAUUGCUCUUGGUGAUAACUCCUCAGUUGCCACCAGCAGCACAACCUCAGUUAAAGUGGACAGGAAAAGCACAAAGGAGAGGGGUGGAAGCAGUGGCAGUGGCAUGAGUCUGAUGCGUAAGUUGGCAAACAGUGGCAAAAAGAAGAGCAAGUCUCCUCCUCCCUCAUACUCCAUGGACAACCCAGUUUUUGAGGACUCCACUGUCUCAUCAAAUGUUCUCCAACAUGUCCACACAAGGUCUGGGUCUUGUCCAGGCACCCUGGUAGGGGGGGGUGCUGGAGGUGUCUUGGUGACAGGCUUAGGCUUUGGUCCAAACUCUCGCCUUCGUGCUGCUGGGGGUUCCUGCCGUGUUAGGUCCCGAGACAGGCCUAAUGUCCUCCUGUCCAACUUGGUAUUGCGGGGAAGGAGUGGAAGUAAUCCAGAUACAAGUGGUGUUGGCGUGUCCUCCUCCCCCCUGUCCUCAUCGCCACCACCCAGCACGCAGAGCAACAUGGACUCAGCCACAGACACACCGAGACGCAAGAAGCAGCCGGUGCCCCUUGUCAGGGAAAGGUGAGUCAGGGGGGAUACGUGUUUUGAAAAGGAUGUCAAUGUUGAUAAACAUGUUAAGCGCGUUUUGAGCCACUGGUGUACCGAGCAGAUGUUUCCCUCUUUGCGUAUUGGUACAUCCGUGGCCUGAAUGGCCCUUUCUAUAAACUUUUGAAAACAUUAGUAUAUAACCAAUUUGUGUGUAUAUUUGUAUUCAUUAAGGCUACAGAUGAGAUGCAAUGAUAUCAGGUAAUAAAAUAAUACUUAUGAUUAUGUAAAUUAUGUAUUUGUAAUUAGCCAAAAUAUAAAUUUUCUGUGUUCAAUUUUCAAAUACAAAUUUAGUUUUCAUAUAACACAGUAAUUCUAUAUGCAUUAUAAUCAGUAUCAGCAUAAAGCAGUUAUAGAAUAUAACUCAUUCAAAUGCAUUCUUUGUAUGUAAAUCCAAAAAAGAAAACUGAAACCCCAGUACCUCGUGGCAGCCCACUGGUCGAUUGAGAUUGUAGAUAGAAUAUUUCAUUUUCUCGUGUUCUUUUUGCAGUUUUUCUUCCUCCUCCACCACAUCCUCCUCUCCAUCACUAUUAUGUGGGGAAGCUGAUUGUAUUCCAUAAAAGGCUUAAUUUCUGUUGGGGGUAAAAAAAAAAUGUACAGUACCCUCUCGAGUUUUGCGCAAUCCGAGUUUCGCGGUUAGUCCUAAAUUCUUACCACCCCGAGUUUUGCGCUGCUUUGACACGUACGGGUCACGUCUACUUACCAUCGGCGUCACGCACGCUACCUUUAACCCUUUCAUUGCUAAACGCUCGCAGUGAGCGUUAGGCGUAUUUGCUAGUGGUGCUAAACACUCGCUGUGAGCUCCAGCCACACUCAAAUCCCCUGCGUAUGAGAGUGUUCCAACACUAAUUCUCACAACACAGGAUUGCCAAUUGAGUGGGUUCUUCACUAAAUUUGGUGGAAAAUCAUAUCAGCCCAGCGCGGCAAAUCUACGGACGA